Molecule: messenger RNA, 336 nt
Organism: Drosophila eugracilis
Lineage: Eukaryota; Metazoa; Arthropoda; Insecta; Diptera; Drosophilidae
Exons: 2
Coding region: 7-162 (51 amino acids)
Source: RefSeq, a predicted model, not a curated record
AUCGAAAUGGAAUACUUCAAGUUCUACUGGCUUCUGCUCGUAGUAAUGCUCUUCGUUUGCCCGGAAAAUGCCUACGCAGCUCCCAAAAGAAAAUCCAAGCCAAGGUUCUCGCUUCCUAAGAUCAACAUAAAUAUCCACCAUAAUAAUAUCCGCAUUGGCUAGUGGACUUAGUAUUUAGUAGUUAUAGUGUAGUUGAGUAGCUUAAAGAUGAUUACUUUAACUUAGUAACAUGUUCAGCCAUUAUAUGGUCUAUUAAAAUAUAUAAACUUACUUAAUUUAAACUUAUUAAACAUCAAAAAAUAAACAAUAGCUGUGCUUACUAGCAAUACAUACCUA